Molecule: messenger RNA, 1722 nt
Organism: Tripterygium wilfordii
Lineage: Eukaryota; Viridiplantae; Streptophyta; Magnoliopsida; Celastrales; Celastraceae
Product: protein Brevis radix-like 4
Exons: 7
Coding region: 308-1426 (372 amino acids)
Source: RefSeq, a predicted model, not a curated record
UAUCGCAUUAUUGUCAUUAGUGAGAUCUGUCUCCGUCUUUAAGCACUACUCUAGUACUAUCACUCACCAUCGUCGGCGCGAGCUCCGAAUUCAAUCGCGUAAAGAAGAAGGAGAAGAAAAGGAAAGUAAUGCAGCGCUCACUCUCCAUUAACCCUAAUAAGAGAAUCUCUGGUCUCCUAAUUUAAGGUGGCCAUUAUAGCGCCUGCGCACGGAACAGCAGUUGCAGCGUCUCGUUAUCUGUGCUUUGAAACGGAACCCGACUGAUCUUUCAUCAGAUCUCACAAGCCUAAUUGAUCAAUAAUAAAAAAUGUUGACGUGCAUUGCUCGAUCGAAGCAACGCGAAGAUGACUCAGUGAGUCAGUCGGAAGACAUGGAUACAACCACUACUCCGGGAUCAACCAAACAAGGCGUGAAAUCCCUGAGUAUUCAGCUGAGGGACAUGGCACUGAAGGCGUCGGGGCCAUACAGACAGUGUAACCCCUGCACAGGUCCGCCUACUCGGCUGCAGAGCAACAAAUCUGUAAAGUCCGAAACCGAAUCGGACCGCUUCAGGUGGUCGUACAGGAGGACGGGGAGUUCAAACUCGACGACGCCGCGGACUUGGGGGAAGGAAAUGGAAGCGAGGCUGAAGGGGAUAUCGAGCGGCGAAGCCACGCCGAAGUCCUUGAGCGGUCGCCACCCUCUCCCGCCGAUCAUCUUCACGGAGGAGAACGAGCCAAAGGAGUGGGUGGCACAGGUCGAGCCCGGCGUGCUCAUCACCUUCGUCUCCCUCCCUCGUAGCGGUAACGAUCUCAAGAGCAUACGGUUCAGUCGAGAUAUGUUCAACAAAUGGCAAGCUCAAAGAUGGUGGACGGAGAACUAUGAUAGGGUUAUGGAACUUUACAAUGUGCAGAGGUUUAAUCGCCAAGCUUUUCCUCUUCCUACAACCCCAAGAUCUGAAGACGAGAGCUCAAAGAUGGAAUCUGUUGAAGACAGCCCUGUGACACCGCCUCUAACAACAGAACAUUUACCUCGUAACUUGUACCGUCCAACAGGGAUGGGAAUGGGCUACUCAUCCUCAGAUUCGCUUGACCAUCAUCCAAUGCAAGCUCGUAAUUACUGUGAUUCUGGUGGUCUUACUUCAACCCCAAAACUCUCCAGCAUAAGUGGGGCCAAGACAGAGACGUCAUCAAUGGAUGCCUCUAUAAGAAGUAGCUCAUCAAGGGAGGCAGACCGCUCUGGAGAGCUAUCCAUGAGCAAUGCCAGUGAUCUCGAGACUGAAUGGGUCGAACAGGAUGAACCUGGUGUUUACAUCGCUAUCAGAGCUUUGCCGGGAGGCAAAAGAGAACUAAGAAGAGUCAGAUUCAGCCGAGAAAAGUUUGGAGAGAUGCAUGCUAGGUUGUGGUGGGAAGAGAACCGAGCCAGGAUACACGAACAAUACUUGUAAUUGGGCAGAUAUAGUGAUUGCUGGUACUUGAAAUAUUUUGGGGGUUGUUUUUUUCUUUCCUCUUCUGUGCUGCCAUAAAUAGUGAAGUCCCUUCUUCUACACUACAGAGAUCUGAACGGGUUGCCAGGAAUACAUCAACCUUGUACAGUACCAACUGCGAGGUUCCAACUUCAUAUGCUCUACCAUUUCUUCUGGAAAGUGAUUCAUGUACUCAGUCUAUAUCCAUACUUCCUUUUAUAUGUGGGUGGUCGACAAGAUAAUCUCAAUGAAAGAAAAUUUAUCUCAUGUUACAUCUU